Molecule: messenger RNA, 1586 nt
Organism: Asterias rubens (European starfish)
Lineage: Eukaryota; Metazoa; Echinodermata; Asteroidea; Forcipulatida; Asteriidae
Product: 28S ribosomal protein S14, mitochondrial-like
Exons: 3
Coding region: 14-448 (144 amino acids)
Biological process (GO): translation
Cellular component (GO): mitochondrial small ribosomal subunit; ribosome
Molecular function (GO): structural constituent of ribosome
Source: RefSeq, a predicted model, not a curated record
UCAUCUUGCAAACAUGGCGUCCGGAAUUUGUGCAACUCUUUUGAGGAAAGUAACGUCUAUCAUCCAUGAAAGUGGCCAGAAGUGUUCACAGCUUCCCGUCUUGAGUGUGUUCUCCCAACCAGACAGAGUGCCAUCCAGACCUUACUAUGCAGACUGGAAGAUGCUCCGCGAUGUCAAGCGACGGAGGCUCUUCAAGGAGUAUGGCGUCGAGAGGAGACGAAUCAACUGCAUACGGAAGAACACCAUCCUACCAGAUGAGCUUAAGGAGAUAGCAGACCGUGAGAUUGCGGCCUUUCCGAGGGACAGUUGCUGGAUACGACAACGCAACCGCUGUGCUAUCACCUCCAGGCCUCGCUCCGUGUUGCCCCGCUGGAGACUCAGUCGUAUCGUGUGGCGCCAAGUUGCUGAUGCCAAUCAUAUGUCCGGAGUGCAGAGGUCAUCCUGGUAAUGACCUCUUCAAAAAACAGUGCUGCAGAUGCUAAUCAUAUGUCUGGAGUUGAAUAUUCAUCUUGCUUGGACUUGACCUCUGCAAAACUGAAGAGGUCAUCUUGGUAAUGACCUCUUCACAAAACAGCGCAGGUACUGCAGAUGCUUUAUUAUAUGUCUGGAGCGGAAGUGGAAGUAUCAUCUUGCUCGGACAGGACCUCUGCAAAAUUAAAGAGGUCUUCCCUGGUAAUAACCUCUGCAAAACAGUGAAAAUGUUUAAUUACUGUCUGUCUGGAGUGGAAAUGUCGUCAUGUUUGUUAUGGCCUCUUCAAACAAAGUGGAAGUGUUAAAAUACUGUACAUAAUAUGCACACGUUUGUCUGGAGCAGAAAGGUCAUCUCGGUAAUGACAUCUGCAGAAAAUGACCCGUGAUCGUCUAGGUAAUGACCUCUGAUCAUGAACAUGUACAGUGUAGUAAUAGCCUGUGUUCAACAUGGUCAUGACCUCUGAUCUUAUUGGUAAGAUUAACCUCUGAUUAUCUUGAACCUGUGAUCAUCUUGGUAAUGACUUGACCUCCAAUCAUCUUGGAAAUGACCUCUGAUCAUAUUGGACCUGUGGUCCUCUUGGUGAUGGCCUCUCAUCAUUGCUGUUAUGACUUCUGCAUAGUUUGUGUUUAAGAUGUGUUGGGCCUAAUGUACCAACGUUUACAAACCUGAAUGGUACUGGAUAAGUCAUGAUUGUUAGAAACUCUCCUGCAUCUUUAAGGGUAAUUAAAAGCCCUUGAUUUUUGUUUUUUACAACACUUCAAUUGCAUUGCUGGAUUUUCCAAUGCCACAAGCGACUACACAUACAUGUGUAAGUCAUGUAUUGUUGGGACAUGUACGUUCACUGGUUUGGCAUGUAGAUAUAACUUUCCGAUGAAUUAAACUUCAGCCAAAGUUCAUUGACUGAUUCUUGAUACUAGUAUAAAAAAUGUAAACAUUGUUUUACAUUGUGAGAGGAAUGUACUGUUUACACUUUUGACCAGUCUGGCGUUUAAAACCAGAAAGUUUAGUAUAAUGUCCAUUUCUUUAACCAUUUACUAUACUGUCAGUAUCAAAACAAAUGUACUGAUGAUUUGAAAUAAAUUGAUUAAGAUGGUAAGAAGACAUUGUUAACAAU